Molecule: messenger RNA, 2262 nt
Organism: Phoenix dactylifera (date palm)
Lineage: Eukaryota; Viridiplantae; Streptophyta; Magnoliopsida; Arecales; Arecaceae
Product: phosphatidylinositol:ceramide inositolphosphotransferase
Biological process (GO): ceramide biosynthetic process
Cellular component (GO): Golgi membrane; plasma membrane; endoplasmic reticulum membrane
Molecular function (GO): sphingomyelin synthase activity; inositol phosphoceramide synthase activity; ceramide cholinephosphotransferase activity
Source: RefSeq, a predicted model, not a curated record
GUCCGAUGCGCGUGAUUUUUUCCAGCUGUCGAUUCAAGAACCGCCUAUCAUUUGGGUGCCUCCUGCAGCAGCAGAGGCGGGCCAAGGAGAUGUGGGGGCGGAGGCGGAGAUAACGACGAACACCGUGGUUUAAAUUGUCCAUAGAACAUUAUCACGCCCUCGAACCAUCUUCCCUUGUUUUUUUUUUUUUCCUUUCUUUUUCGUUCUCCUCACUGGGUGCCGCGAAGAAGCCAUCUCUCUAAAUCGGCCUUCCACGCUUCUCCCCCUUCCUUCUCUCAGCCAACCCGCGAGGUCGAGGUCGAGGUCGCGUCAAGGAAGAGCGACGCCUCCACGAAGAUCCGUGUCGACCCCGCGUUCGCGUUCGCCUUAUUUAAAGAAAGGGAGGGAGGAGCCCACCGGAAGGCCAUAUAAAAGCUACGGUUUAUUUCACUCUUUCCCCGCCAUAAACGAGGUUCUUUAUAGAAAUAGGAAGAAGAGAAGAGAAGCCCUGUUGCAUCGGGAUUUUUCAUUUAGUUAAAUUUAAUUUCGUCAGCCUAACCGACGGACCUGCCGAUCUCCAUCUCCUCCGAGCUCUCGAUCGGGGGAACAUCACCGACGUCCAGGCUCUUUGAUUUCGAGCAGGAAGUCGCUUCCGAUUCCGCCGCCCGAUCCGCCAUUGGAGCGGCUUUUAUAGGCGAUCGGAGGCCUCUCGAUAGGAAUCAGCGAUAUCCGCCCCCGAGUGUGGGGUUCGAAGACCGUCUCGUUUCGUGGCGAGAAAGAAAAUUUCGCCGGAGGGGGGAGCAAGAUGUCCCGAAUAAGCGUUGGAUGCUGAAAGACUAUGGAAGUGCGUGCCCUUGGCGGAGAUGACGCUUUACAUUGCUCGCGAGGGUUCCAAGCUAUGGAGGAAGAUUUGCAUCGAGACAUCGGUAGAACUUCAACUUCUUCUGGAGAAGUGGAAGCUUCUGCUUGCAGGACUCGUCUUUCAGUAUAUUCAUGGGUUGGCUGCUCGAGGAGUUCAUUAUUUACACAGACCUGGACCAAUUCUACAAGAUCUUGGAUUUAUGUUCCUUCCAGAGCUUGGAAAAGAAAGAGGGUACAUCAGUGAGAGCGUAUUCACCUUUAUCUUUUUAUCCUUUGUGCUGUGGACAUUUCAUCCUUUUGUCUAUCACAGCAAACGCUUUUACACCGUCCUACUCUGGUGCAGAGUGUUGGCAUUUCUAGUUGCUUCUCAGGUUUUACGGAUCAUCACAUUCUAUUCCACCCAACUUCCUGGUCCUAACUAUCAUUGCCGUGAGGGUUCAGAGCUUGCCAGACUGCCUCCACCACGUAAUAUACUUGAAGUGCUUCUCAUUAACUUUCCUCGAGGAGUCAUUUAUGGUUGUGGUGAUCUGAUAUUUUCCUCGCAUAUGAUAUUUACUCUGGUGUUUGUCCGUACAUACCAUAAGUAUGGUUCUAAAAGGUUUGUCAAGCUGCUUGGCUGGUUAUUGGCCAUCUCUCAGAGUCUUCUUAUAGUAGCUUCACGCAAGCAUUACACAGUAGAUGUUGUUGUUGCAUGGUAUACUGUUAAUUUGGUGGUAUUCUUUGUUGAUAAGAAACUUCCAGAAAUGCCAGAUCGUACUGGUGGAUCCCUGCAAUUGCUACCCUUGAGUGUCAAAGAAAAGGACAGCAGAUUCAAAGAAGAGAACCACAAGCUACUGAACGGGACUUCAGGGGACGCUACUGAUUGGAGACAGAGGCCACAAGUAAAUGGGAAGCAUGCUGACGAUGGGAACCAUGCCCAUUCCGAAGCAACUUUGAGUGGUACAUAGGUAAUGUUGGAUGCCAUUGCUAUUGUGGCUGUUUUUUCUCAAAGGAGAACCAGCCGAAGGGAAGGAGGUGCCUCUUAUCUCUGUAGGUUAAAAAAGUCUCGCUCCCAUCACCAUAUGUAGUAGGGUAGGUUAGUAGCUGAGCCGCAUGGGUCCUCCGUUUGUAACUCAACGAGGAACCGAAUCCUGGCUACAGUUGACAAGGAAUUUGCUUCUUUCAAGAUGUGUGUGGAUAUGUAUCUGCAUGUGUAUUCUCUUGUAAAUCUGUUCUCUCCUGAAGAGCAGGCAUAGGGAAAAUGGUGCAGAAAUAAUUGUUGCUUUUUUGAUCUUUGAGACUGGUUAACUGGGGAUUUUUUAUUGUGUGUUCUGGCAUCUGGGUAACUGCCCAUGUGUUGUAAAAACUCCAAAAACUUAUUUCUAGCUUCGUGGGAAGUCUGGCUGGCAUCGCGUGCCCUGGUCUCUAGUGCAGGGCCCUUUA